GACAUUUUAAAACUUCAUUGGGUACAUAAGGAGAUAAAAAUGACAACAAAGAAAAUUGGAAGAAUUGGAAAAUUUUAAGAGAAAUUUAAAGAUUCGAAGUGUUUUUUAUUAAUUGUGCAUAAAUUAAAUUGAUUUGUGUUAGUUUAUUAUGGAACAUUAGUUUCUAUUUGAGAGGCUAUCUUAAGUACUGUAAAACUAAUAAAGCGACGAAAUGGAACAGAAUUCUGCAGAUCCAUUCGCCUCAGAAAACAGUGGAACCGCACGCUUUGUGGAAAAACUAGUCGAUAAUGGCUUAGCGGGUAGCGGCGGUGCAUGCAGCAGUAAUAGUGCAAGCAUAAACGCCACGCAUGAAUUUCAAACCAUGAAACCGGGCUUAGGACAAAAGCCUGGCCAAAUUACCGGAAGAACCGAAAUACCGCAUAGUGAACUUGUAAAGAUGCUGUAUUUUUUGGAAGGUGAACUACAGGCACGCGACGUUGUAAUUGCUGCAUUACGGAAUGAGCGUGUCAAACAAUAUAUAACGCAACUGCGUUCAAAACGUGUGCAACCAAAUGAUCCAUACGCGGCCAUUUUCCGUGAUAAAAUUGCGCUAGCCGGCAAUAUGAUAUCACGCGAAUCCUCCACACAAGCGGCUCAAGCAGAAAUGGAGGUGCGACAAAUUAUCGAACAACAAAUGGAGCAACAAUAUCAAAUGGUUAGCAAGCAACGCGCUACACAUUUGCGUAUGGUCAAUAUACUUACUGAAUCUUUGGAGAACAAUCAACGCAUGUUACAGGAAUUAGAAGAGGAAAAGCGUAAGCACGAACAUGAUACAGCGCAGGGUGAUGACAUUACCUACGGCUUAGAACUGGAGCGAACUAAACUGCGUCAGGAGUUGGAAGAAGAACGUGCGCAAUUGAAAAAAAUGGAAAAAGAAAUGAAAAAGCUACAAGAAACUUUAGAUUACGAACGCAAUCGUCAAAAGCAAAUUGUGCUAUUACUCAUAGCUGAACGUAAAAAGAUACUUAUGAAAUACAUUGAAGAGGGAAAGCGCUCCGAAGACUUGGCGCAAAUACUAGCAGAGGAGAAGCAACGUUCCGACACCAUUGCGGAGGGUCUCGAAGAGGAGAGUAAAAAGUCAUUACGCAUGGAAGAGGAUAUGGAAAAGCAAACUGCUGCAUUCGAGAAUGAGCGAAAAACUCUCAAAUUAACCGCUGCUAAGGAAGAGACGCGAGUUAAAGAGCUCGAACAAGAGGUAGCAUUGCUACGUGCUGAGAAUGAGGCUUUAAAGAAAUCACAGCAGAUUUUACAACAAAGUGUGGCGGCUGGUGUGAGCGGUACACUUGUUGGCGGUGCCAAAGCUAGAACACUUAGUGAUGAUGCAUGUGCCACACCCAUGGUAAAUAUUGCGAAAAUCGUGCAACCAACAGCGACUGUAACGAGUGUACCCGUUUCUGGUCCAACAACCGGCAUUGCACGUGCGCCCGGACAGACAUUGCGUAGCGGUGUAGGCAACGCCAUGCCCGCUCUAGCCGUAGCACAAUCGGUGGCAACUGCCAUACCACUGCAAACAGUAGCAUUAGCCAAUACGGGCAAUAUAACCGGUGAUAGCACAACAACUGUUGCUGCUGCCAUAUCAGCGGCAAUUACCUCAACAGCAAGUAAUCUAACAACCGGUACUGUAGUUGGUGCUGGUGGCUCAAUUGUGGGUGCGGGUGCACCACCAUCACCCUCGCCCGUGAAAAUGCAGCCAACCGCAACUAUACAGCGUGCACCCGGCGGUAAAUAUGCUGCAUUAGCUGCUGCCGCGGCCGCAUCGCACUCGCUGGAUCAGGCAGCGACGGCGCCACAUCCAGUGCCAAUUGCAGUACCACCCGUUACAGUGCCACCGGCUGGCGCACGUGGUGCACCACCACCUAUACCACCCAAUAAACCCAUUGUACCGCCAAAACGUGAACCAUCGCUGUCGCGUUUAAGUUCGAUUGCUGUGGCCAGUGCUGUCGCCGGCACAGUUGGUGUAAAUGCAGCCAAUUCAGUUGGUGUCGCAAACGCUACACCCAAUACAAAAUUAAAUUAGAUACGCUAAAACCUCCAACACAGUAUAUGUUUCCAUAUAAAAAAAAAAAAACUUAAUAGGAACGUGAAAAAUUACAAGAUUUACAUAUAAAAUCGAUAUGCAAUUACAAAAAAACACUAAUACACAAUGCACAUGUUUUAUGCAUGCGCGUACGCGUAAGUUGGCUUAGAAACUCAUUUUUGCGUUACGUUGAAAAUUAGUUUAAAAUUUAAAAUUUAAGAAUUCACAUUAUACCUCGGUUCUUAGUUGAGCAUAACCAGUACACAUUACCAUAUGCUUGGUUUAAAUGUUUAAAGCUUACAAUUAGGAUUUACGCUAAAUAUUCCGCAGCUUGUGAAAUUCAUGUAAUUUUUUUAACAUAUUUGCUAAGUUGCUUAUACAAGUCCGUAUAAAAAAAGUUAAUUCCUUUAACGAUAUAUGCUUCCUGCAGCUAUAAUAUUUGGUUAGUAAUGUUCCUAGCUGGAAUGUAUUUUUUUUAUUUAAACUCAAAUAAUCGCAAAAUUAUUUUGUUCAAGUAAUUUUCGUAAUAAAUUAUUUGCAAAGUUUUAUCUAUUUUA
Zeugodacus cucurbitae (melon fly) is the source of this 2613-nucleotide messenger RNA. It is a transcript of the gene Naus, whose product is annotated as CTTNBP2 N-terminal-like protein. The record is from RefSeq and is a predicted model, not a curated record. The transcript has 5 exons. Bases 212 to 2056 code for a protein of 614 amino acids. NCBI's taxonomy places the organism in Eukaryota, Metazoa, Arthropoda, Insecta, Diptera, Tephritidae.